This is a messenger RNA of Synchytrium microbalum, 1110 nucleotides long. RefSeq lists its product as uncharacterized. Gene Ontology annotation, molecular function: protein binding. The transcript is spliced from 6 exons. Bases 1 to 1110 code for a protein of 369 amino acids. NCBI's taxonomy places the organism in Eukaryota, Fungi, Chytridiomycota, Chytridiomycetes, Synchytriales, Synchytriaceae. The record is from RefSeq and is a predicted model, not a curated record.
AUGCCUACCAAAUUGCAGCCCGUUUCAUGCAUUGCAAGCUUCUCUGGCAACUCGGAUAGUGUGUAUGCCAUUGACGCUUAUUGGAAGUGUGGGCAUAUACCAUGCAGCAGACUUAAAAAGACUGGCAAGUCAAAGAGGAAGGUUGCACCCGGAAACAACAAUGUUGAUGAGGAGGUCAUAACCAUGGUGUCCGGCUCGAAGGAUCAAAACAUGUAUAUAUGGGACGUCAAAAUCUCACCUACUCCCUCAAGCAAGGAAGAAUUACAAUGUACAGCAAUACCCAAAACCAAACUCGCUGGUCACGCCGGCGAAAUAUUCGCUCUCGAAAUCAUGUCGGCCUCGUCCAUACCCACAUCUUCACCAGACAGAGAUUCAACCGUUUCAAGACAUCCUGUUGUAGAUGUCGUCAGCGCGGGAGACAUAACGGUGCGAGGGUGGAAUCUGAUGUCAGGUGUUCAAGUCACCGCAUUGCAUGGACAUACUGGAAAUGUUGUUUGCUUGAGAGUAAGAGGCCGAAGAGUGUUUUCUGGAUCUGUUGAUACCACGUUGAGGUCUUUUAAUCUGGAUGCGGGGAAGGCUAUGCAUGUGUUUCGUGGGCACAAAAAUGUUGUGAACUGUAUAGAUGUGAACGAUACAGAAGUAUACUCGGGAAGUGAUGAUAUGACCAUUAUCAAGUGGAGUCGAGCAACUGGAGACGCAGUAGCAGCACUCGAAGGCCACACAGACGCAGUCCAGGCUCUUCAACUAGACGAGAAGGGUGACUAUUUAUACAGUGGGUCAUCGGACUGCACUAUUCGUGUUUGGAAUACCAGGACAAGCAAAACAAUCAAAGUCUUCAAAGGUCACACAGAAGCCAUAAAGUGCCUGCAAGUAGUUGGCGGUCUGUGUUUUAGUGGUAGCAAGGACAAGACGAUUCGUGUGUGGAGAAUUGAUACCGGAGACUGUACAGCUAUACUGGAAGGCCACACAGAUACCAUACAUUCCAUCAAAGUAUUCGACAAUAUCCUAUACUCUGGAGGUGCUGAUAAACUUAUAAAACUGUGGGACUGUCGACACCUAAUAGCUUACGCAUCGCGUCCGUGGUGGAAGAAAAUGCUGGGAAUGUCAUAG